Molecule: messenger RNA, 1428 nt
Organism: Boleophthalmus pectinirostris (great blue-spotted mudskipper)
Lineage: Eukaryota; Metazoa; Chordata; Actinopteri; Gobiiformes; Gobiidae
Product: SPRY domain-containing SOCS box protein 4
Exons: 3
Coding region: 512-1354 (280 amino acids)
Biological process (GO): proteasome-mediated ubiquitin-dependent protein catabolic process; intracellular signal transduction
Cellular component (GO): SCF ubiquitin ligase complex
Molecular function (GO): protein binding
Source: RefSeq, a predicted model, not a curated record
AUUAAAAGUCCGAGUUUUCUCCUAGUAGUAUGCUUUGCCAUUUAUGUUUACAUCCAUUUUAGGACACGGUAAAAGAAGAAGGUGGGAGCGGUUUGCCCUAUGAAUAAUAAUAGCCAUCCUGAAGUCUAUCGAGCGCAAGAUUUUUAAAUGUAUGCAAAAUAAAUGCAUCCAAUCCAUUAUUUUUACAAACACGUCAUAGAACAUAUCGUCCUUGUCACUGCAACUCUGCGUGGCGUCAGUCAGAAAACGGUGGACUAUGCUGUACCCGGCGCGGAGGUCGUCCCGAGAGGCUUCAUGAUCACCAAACCAAAACAACGGAGCGGGAUCAGUGCGGAAUUACGCUCAGAUCAGCGAUAAGACGCAAGAGGCGCUCGAUAAGAGAUGUUAAAAAGCGCGAUGAAAACGUGGGGUAUCAUCCAAAUAAGCGCCUUCCCCCGAGCCGAAAGAGGGAAGAAGUCCGCUCAACAUCUGUUCACUGACUUCCUGCAUUUCUUCCUGUUGACGCUGUGAUAUGGGUCUGAGGUUCUCGUUUUGGCUGCACGAUGGAGCAGAGGACACACAAUCAUGGACCGCUUCAUGGUCCUCCUCAAUGGCCGUUCCAACACCAGCUCGCCUCUCUGUCCUCCUCAGCUCCUCCCCUGAAGCUCUGGGACAUGUUCUCUCAAAAUGGAGCCCAUUUCACCACUCACCCCACCUUCUCCUGUCAGCCUGCAAAGAGGAGGUCACACGGACUCAUGUUGAGCAAAGCAGUGAUGGGGCAAGAGCAGAGACGGGCGUGAACAGUGGACUUCAUAUUUGGGAGGUGCUGUGGUCCCAAGAACAGAGAGGAAGCCAUGCUGUAAUUGGAAUUGCUACAAAGAACUGCCCAUUGCAAGUGUCUGGGUACAAUGUGCUAGUGGGGAGAGACUCACAGUCUUGGGGAUGGGAAUUAAAAACGAAUCAACUUUGGCAUGAUGGAAAAAGUAGAGGAUUUUACCCAAGAAAUUGUUAUAAUUUCAGGCAACUAACUUCUUCAGACUCCUCAUUUGAUAUCCCGGAUAAAGUGCUCUUAGUGUUAGAUGCAGACGUUGGCAUUUUGGGGUUUAUUGUGAAUGGGAGCUUCCUUGGGACAGCGUUUGAAGGCCUACCUCAUGGCGUGGACUUGUUCCCUGCUGUAAGCAGUGUGAGAGGAGGGGCCACCAUACGGCUACGUUACCUCAAUGGAGCUAGAAGAGAACCGCCAACACUGAUGGCAUUAUGUCGUCUGUCCAUCUGCCAGAACCUGAAGGAGGAACAAACUGACAAACUGCCUUUACCACCACGUCUUCAACACUACCUGAGUUCAAGUUGGCAGGAAACAGAAAAAAACAGUUAAAGUGGUUUCUUGGCUUGUUUGUAAUAAAGGUAUUUUGUAUUUAUACACUUGUAAUAAAAGUUUAACUUAAACAA